Messenger RNA from Sphaeramia orbicularis (orbiculate cardinalfish), 954 nucleotides. RefSeq names its product gap junction protein epsilon 1a (gene gje1a). The coding region runs from base 1 to 618 and encodes 205 amino acids. Gene Ontology annotation, molecular function: gap junction channel activity. Gene Ontology annotation, biological process: cell-cell signaling. NCBI's taxonomy places the organism in Eukaryota, Metazoa, Chordata, Actinopteri, Kurtiformes, Apogonidae. Gene Ontology annotation, cellular component: connexin complex. The record is from RefSeq and is a predicted model, not a curated record. The transcript has 4 exons.
AUGUCUCUGAACUACAUCAAAAACUUCUAUGAGGGAUGUCUCAGGCCUCCGACGGUCAUCGGACAGUUCCACACCUUGUUCUUCGGCUCGGUGCGGAUGUUCUUUCUGGGCGUUCUGGGCUUCGCCGUUUACGGGAACGAGGCGCUGCACUUCAGCUGUGACCCUGACCGCCGAGAACUCAACCUGUACUGUUACAACCAGUUCAGACCCAUAACGCCACAGGUGUUCUGGGCGCUCCAGCUGGUGACGGUGCUGGUUCCGGGGGCCGUGUUCCACCUGUACGCCGCCUGUAAGAACAUCGACCAGGAGGAGAUCCUGGAGCGUCCGCUCUACACCGUCUUCUACAUCAUCUCUGUUCUCCUGAGGAUCAUCCUGGAGGUCAUCGCCUUCUGGCUGCAGAGCCACCUGUUCGGCUUCCAGGUCCACCCCCUGUACAUGUGCGACGCCAGCGCGUUGGAGAAGGCGUUCAACGUCACCAAGUGUAUGGUCCCCGAACACUUUGAGAAGACCAUCUUCCUGAGCGCCAUGUACACCUUCACCGUCAUCACCAUCCUGCUGUGCAUCGCCGAGAUCUUCGAGAUCCUCUGCAGACGCCUGGGUUACCUCAGCAACCAAUGACCGGGCGCCGCACGCACACCAACACCGCAACGCACACACACGUCUACAUUUGUACACGGAUUCUGACAGGUUUUAUUGGCUCUCGGUUAACCGCCACCGCCGUCGGACUCUGGCAGCUAACGAGAGGGCGGGACAUCAACUGAGGGGGUUGAACCGAGAGAUCUGAGCAUGUGCAGUAGAGUCAUGGCUGGCAAGUCUGACAUAUUGUCCAGGUGUUUUUGGCAUAAACCGUUGAGUGAAUCCCCCUGGAUAUGUUCCAGAUACCAGGGGGUCCGGACUGGUCUGGGACGGACAACAUCCUCCUGUCACUGCGAACCGCUGGAGGACAAGGACGAG